UUUGAAGAAGAGAACCCUUCUGUCACAUUGUUCAGAGACUUCCUACGUGUAAGGACAGACCAUCCUACACCAGACUAUGAAGCAUCGACUACUUUCUUGGUUGAAAGAGCCAAGCAGAUUGGACUACACUAUGAGGUCUAUAGAGAUACAGGUUCACCAAUUGUUAUAAUGAAGAUCAAUGGAGAAGACCAAUCACUCCCAUCCGUUCUCCUGAAUGCACAUGUGGACGUCGUGCCCGCUGUUAAGGAGUUGUGGAAGGUUGAUCCAUUCCAGGCAUUCAAGGAUGACAAUGGCGAUAUUUAUGCAAGAGGCACUCAAGACAUGAAAUGCGUUGCCAUCCAAUUCCUCGAGGUGGCGAGCCGCUUCAUUCAGAAGGGUAUCCGUCCUAGAAGGAACCUUUACCUUACCUUUGUUCCAGACGAGGAGAUUGGUGCUGGCAAGGGAAUGGAACUAUUUGUAAACACUGACAAGUUCAGAGAGAUGAACAUUGGAAUGGCCAUUGACGAAGGAUUGGCCUCACCAACCGAGGAGUUUACAGUAUUCUACGGAGAGCGUGCUAUUUGGUGGGUACACAUCACUGCCGAGGGCAACACAGGACAUGGAUCAAGAUUCGUAGAGGGAACCGCUGUUGAGAAAUUGAUGAGAACAAUCAACAAGAUGCUUCAAUUCCGUCAAGACCAGUUCAAUGAGUUGCAUAGAGGACACCAUGAGUGUGGAAAGAAGCUUGGCGAUGUGACAACUCUUAAUCUCACCGUCCUAAAGGCUGGCGUCGGCGAAGGACCCUUCCCCAACUACAGCUACAAUGUCAUCCCAACCAAGGCAGAGGCAGGAUUCGACAUUAGAAUACCACCAACCGUUAACCUUCAAGAGUUUAUGCAGCAGAUUAGAGACUGGACUGCAGAGGAAGGAUUGUCCUUCCAGUUUGCAGACUAUGCUGAGAAGAAUGAGUUGACCGACAUUAAGAAUCCAGACCUCAAGUGGUGGACCACAUUCCAACAGUCAUGUUCUGCAAUGAAUGUCAAGCUCUGUCCAGAGAUAUUCCCAGCUGCUACAGACUCAAGGUUCAUCAGGAACUUGGGUAUUCCUGCAUUUGGAUUCUCCCCAAUCAACAAUACUCCAAUUCUACUGCACGACAACAAUGAGUUCUUGAACGAGGCAACGUUCCUGCGUGGCAUAGACAUCUAUGAACGUCUAAUUGGCGAUCUCUCAAACAUGUCAUAA
Messenger RNA from Acytostelium subglobosum LB1, 1221 nucleotides. RefSeq lists its product as hypothetical. The record is from RefSeq and is a predicted model, not a curated record. Gene Ontology annotation, molecular function: aminoacylase activity. Gene Ontology annotation, cellular component: cytoplasm. The annotation marks the transcript as partial. NCBI's taxonomy places the organism in Eukaryota, Evosea, Eumycetozoa, Acytosteliales, Acytosteliaceae. Gene Ontology annotation, biological process: amino acid metabolic process. The transcript is spliced from 6 exons.